AUGGUGAGGUUUAUAGUUGAACAACGUGUAACCAUAGUGAAAAUGCACUCCAAGUGCAGAGACUGUGUCGCUGAAACGUUGCAAAAGUUUCGUACGAAACAAUGCGCCAUCGCGAGCGACUGUAACUCGUUUGUUAGAACAAUUCGAGAAAACUGGCUCAGUUGUAGACAUGAAAGCUACCCAUCAGAGGACCAUUCGAUCGCCAGCAAACGUAGUCAUAGUGCAAGACAGUGUUCAAGUGAGUCCGCAUAA
This is a messenger RNA of Cinara cedri, 252 nucleotides long. The record is from the annotation of a GenBank genome assembly. NCBI's taxonomy places the organism in Eukaryota, Metazoa, Arthropoda, Insecta, Hemiptera, Aphididae.